AUGGAGCAUUGGACGAACAUACAAAACAAAAUCACUGCUAAUAUUCAUCAAUCUAAUUUGCCAAAAUUUUCAAUUAGUUUAGAUCUUACUCCUAGACCAAAUUCAUCAGCAUUAAAUGUUGAUCGUAGUUUAAUUUCUAUGGACAAUCUUUAUUCAUCAAAUAAACAUAUUGGUCAAUCAUUUUCAGGUUUUGAUAAUAUUUCUAUAACUGAUAGGAAAUAUUCUGAUCCGGAAUUUCUACCUAUACCUGAAAGUAUUACACAAGACAAUGAAAGAACAUCGUUGGAUGAUCUUCAAUAUGGAACAUAUGUAACACGAUGGCUACGUCCUGAACAAAUUCGAUGGUCUAAGGAAGCUCAACAAUAUUCAUUAUCUGUAUUCAAUCAACCACAUUCAAAAGAUAUAAAUCAAGGUCGUCUUGGUGAUUGUUGGUUUGUUUCUGCAUUAUCAUUAAUUGCUGAAAUACCACAAAUAUUAUAUAAAGUUAUGAUCACAAAACAAUAUAAUCCAGUUGGUCUUUAUAAAAUUCGUUUAUGUAAUCGCGGGAUUUGGCAAGUUGUUACUAUCGAUGACAUGUUACCUGUAACAGAAACAAAUUCACUUGUCUUCACACGAAGCCAGAAAAAACAAUUGUUUGCAUCAUUAAUUGAGAAAGCAUUAGCAAAAUUGCACGGAAGUUAUAAGGCUCUUGAAUCUGGAAGAUGCGUGGAAGGUUUACAAACAUUAACAGGUAAACCAUGUGAAGUAUUUUUAUUACAUUUAACUGAUCCGAAAAAGAAACCAAAUCUUAAUCAUAUAUGGACUAAAAUAAUUCAAUCAAAAGCGAAAGGAUAUCUUAUGACAUGUUUAGCUUCGAAUAACCAACUUAAUGGAGAACUUUUUCAUCGAAUGGGUCUGGAGUUAGAUCAUGCCUAUAGUAUUAUUGAUGCGCGGCAAGUUGGUUCGCAAAGACUUGUUCGUUUACGUAAUCCAUGGGGUAAAAAAGAAUUGAAUACUUCACUCAGUGAUAAAUGGCCAAGAAUUCUUAACGAAAAAUUUGUUACAUCUUCCAAUAACGAUGGCGUUUUCUGGAUGUCUUUGGAAGAAAUAUCUUCGCUCUUCAGCGAAGUUACUAUUUGUAAGAUCAGUGGAAAUGAACAUGAAGUUCGUAAAACAGGUCAAUUUAGUGAUUUUUCUUCUAAAAUAACAUCGGCAUAUAGUCUUCAUUGUCCGAAUGGAGGUGAAAUCGACAUUGAAUUAUUUAAUGCAACCGAUGCAAAAUAUAAUAAUCGUUUAACAAAUUUCGAUAUUGAUCUUUUCUUAAUUGUACUCAGUUCAAAUGGCUCUUGCCAAGCAUAUAAACAUAGCCUUGAUUAUUAUACAACAUUAUCAACAACAGUACCACCUGGUCGAUAUAUUAUUUUAGCUGGUUCAAUGUCAGCAAUUAAUUAUUCGAUCUGUUCAAAAUAUACUUUAGUUGUGCAUGGUGAUCAACCAUUUGUUGUUAAUGAACAACCAUCAUCAUAUGAAUUAGUUUGUAAUGCAUUUCAUGCAGUUGCUCUUCGAGCUAAUAAUCGAAAAGAUUUUGAAGAUGGCGUGUCGAUUUUAACAUUUAAUGAUAAUGGAGGUUUUGGUUUUAUUUGUGAAAAUAAAUCUAAUCGAACAAUUCGUUUUACAACUGAUUUUCAAGGAUCAAUCAAUGUUGUAUCUUCUCGAAAAACGUUUCAUAUGGUUGAUGUAAUUCCAGCUAAAACAAAGCAGCUUUUUGCGUUCUUUACACGAAAAAUGCUUUCUGAAGAUGUAAACAUUGUAUAUCAGGUAGAAUAUCAGGAUGUUAAUCAUAUUGGUGCAAGAAAUAAUCCACCUAUACCUUCUGCAGCUUUCGGUCUUCAUACGCUGAAACCUGUUCAUUGA
Rotaria socialis is the source of this 1893-nucleotide messenger RNA. The record is from the annotation of a GenBank genome assembly. NCBI's taxonomy places the organism in Eukaryota, Metazoa, Rotifera, Eurotatoria, Philodinida, Philodinidae.